Molecule: messenger RNA, 1545 nt
Organism: Acanthosepion pharaonis
Lineage: Eukaryota; Metazoa; Mollusca; Cephalopoda; Sepiida; Sepiidae
Source: the annotation of a GenBank genome assembly
AUGGGUUCUGGAACCGAAGAAAACUUUAAGCAAAAUCUGACGAUUUCGAAUAGCAGCGAAAAUGAAACUGAAAUAUACAAAGAAUUGUCUCAAGACCAAUCCAUCCAGCUGGAAGACUAUACUGCAGUAUUGUGGCAAAAACCAACUUGGACGGUGCCAUGCGGCUUAUGUGGCUGCCUUCUUCCUUCUGAAAAUGACAGUCAUGUGAAACGUUACUACGAAGCCCUCCAACACACGCUAUCUGAAACAGGACUCCCGGAAACGAUUGAUAUGACCAGAGAAGCGAAAAAAGUAACGCGUGAUCAAGUGACCAUCGGAAUACUAUCGUCUCCAGUUGAAUGUAUGAGUAUUCUAUUGUCAGGUGGCGAACAAUGUCCAGGCGACAUGCUUCUUAUUCUAUCUCACAGUUGGUGUAGAAAACUACCAUCGCCUAGUUUGGCAAAUAAAUAUUCGCUCUAUGUACACCAGGCUGUGACAUUUCACAAAGGUGGUUAUUCAUUCUUGGAAAGAUACUCUCCUCCACGAAGAGUAACAUAUUUUGUAAACUUUUUCACGAAUGCAUGUACUGGAGGUGUAUGUUACGAAGAAUCGAAGUAUUUGGUGCGUAAUGAAAUCAACAAAUUCAUCACACAAAUCAAAGAUGCUUCUUUUAAUAAGCUGGUGGUGAAGCCAUCGGGUGUAUUAUGGUAUGGGAGCAAGUUCGUGUCUUUCCACGACAAGAUGGAUAUAGAAGGAAUUACAUCAGCUGUAGAAAAUGUCAUCCGUCACCUGGAAGAAAGAGACUCUGUUCUUGUUGAGGAAUACAUUCAAUUUGAACAGCCGCAACUCCAGCAACAAGAUGAUAGUAUGGACACCGUUCGAAUCAGAAGCACUGUUUGUCGAACUUCGAGCGAAAAACCCCAAACGACCAAAAUUACGUGUGGCAUUGGGAGUUCAGACCAGCCAGUCAACGGUGACAAUUCAGUUCCGCAUUCUUUAGAACUGUCACUAAAGAAAUUUGGUUUUUCGGACGUUCAAAUCAAGGAGAUUCGCAAAGAUAUUGAACUCCAGUCAGAAAAAACUAUGGCUUCUAUCAUCAAAAAUGAGAAGAACUUCAGUGAAGAGAAGCGCGGAGAAGUUGGUGCUCAAACUGACGUUAUCGGAAUCGACCUGAUUUUGAAGAAACAAGCUGAGAAAUACGAAGUGGUUGUGAUUGAGGUCAACAGUCAUGAUUGCAUGAUCAAUUGCCAAGUGUACGAGUUUAUGAACCCGAACACGUUGCACGAGGCAGCGACAGAACUAGUUCAGACGAUGAUCGCUCGAUCUAAUGCUUUCCUAAUGAAUGACAAAACCUUACUAAUAAUCGGGGCUGGCAGCUACAGUAAAUGGUUUAUCUUUGAAGAGGCAAUCAAGCUUGGAAUCAAAGUGGUUCUGGUUGAUACUGAUUUAGAUGAUUCCAUGCCGAAAGUCUCCGAAAUUGAUCGUGGCGUUUGUCUGCGACAACGGGCCUACGAGAGUACCAGACUUCGUCGAGACAGUGGCAGUGAUGCCAAGCAUUUUGGAUGA